CACAGGAAACACGUGACCCUGAGAGUUAAAUGUUGAACUUGUAGAAACUCGCGCUCACACAUUCACACACUCCCCACACUGCGGCAGGAUCACCAAAUGCCAGCAUCUGAACCCCCACACGUGCUGGGAAUGGAGCCUAGGACCUGUGCGUGCCAGGGAAGUGCGCUACGCAUUGAGCCGCUGUUCUUUAUGGUUGCCAGUUCUUAAGUGUUGCCUAAUACCUUACCCCAAUGACAUAAUAGCCCGAUAUGCCUCCCUGUCGCUGUUUAUAAAGUUCUCCUUCACGUGUGAAUGGAAUUGAGUUCUCCGAUUGAUGUGAGGCAGUCGCCAGCUGUGUCCCCGGAGCCCACAGACUCCACCAACCCCGCCUGAGAUGUCUUCUUUCGCUUGCUGGAGCCUAUCUCUAACUCUUCUUUCCCUGCUGUGUUGUCCAGGGUCUGGUGAGGAGGCGUUUAAGGUCUACUUCUGGUCCGAGAAGCAAAUAGUAGAAAGCACAGACUCUUGGAAAGUCAACUGCAGCACCAACUGUGAGGCCCCGGAAUCGGGUGGUCUGGAGACCUCCCUGCUCAAGACAAAGUUGGAUGAGCACCCCCAAGGGAAGUGGAAACAGUUCUUAGUCUCAAACAUCUCCGAAGACGUGGACCUUCUGUGUUACUUCAACUGUGUGGAAAAACAGGAAUCGAAGAGCUUCAGAAUCAGAGUAUACCAGCCUCCAGCUUGGGUCACAGUAAAGCUGCAUCCCCCUCGGGUGUUUGUGGGUGAAGUCUUCACCAUUGAGUGCAAGGUGUCCGCUGUGAAGCCGCUCGAGAGCCUCACCCUAUCUCUGCUCCGUGGCAGAGAGACCCUGCAGAACCAGACCUUUGGGGGAGCUGAAACCGACCCCCAAGAAGUCACAGCCACAUUCAACAGCACAGCUCUCAAAAAGGAUGGCCACAAUUUCUCCUGCCAGGCUGUGAUGGACCUGCGGCCCUAUGGCGGGUACAUCAUCCGCAGCACCUCAGAAUCCCAGGUCCUUGAAGUCUACGAGCCCAUGCAGGACAACCAGAUGGUCAUCAUUAUCGUAGUGGUGUCGAUACUGCUGUUCUUAUUUGUGACAUCUGUCCUACUCUGCUUCAUCGUCGGCCAGCACUGGCACAGGAGGCGGACGGGCACCUAUGGGGUGCUAGCUGCCUGGAGGAGGCUUCCCCGAGCCUUCCGGUCACGUCCUGUGUGAGCUGAUGUUGCUAGGGCCCCUGGUGGCGUCUUCGGGGUCUGGCCUAGCGCUGGCCGAAGGACUGUGGCAAUAGCACAAGACUCUGAGGACAUUUCUUUUAUUUUUUUAGCCUCAAUACAAACACCUGGAUUUUC
Meriones unguiculatus (Mongolian gerbil) is the source of this 1347-nucleotide messenger RNA. It is a transcript of the gene Icam2, whose product is annotated as intercellular adhesion molecule 2. Lineage: Eukaryota; Metazoa; Chordata; Mammalia; Rodentia; Muridae. The coding region runs from base 374 to 1213 and encodes 279 amino acids. Gene Ontology annotation, molecular function: integrin binding. Gene Ontology annotation, cellular component: membrane. Gene Ontology annotation, biological process: cell-cell adhesion. The transcript has 6 exons. The record is from RefSeq and is a predicted model, not a curated record.